Molecule: messenger RNA, 1459 nt
Organism: Pseudonaja textilis
Lineage: Eukaryota; Metazoa; Chordata; Lepidosauria; Squamata; Elapidae
Gene: SNIP1
Product: Smad nuclear interacting protein 1
Molecular function (GO): protein binding
Source: RefSeq, a predicted model, not a curated record
CGAGUGCUUCCGGGCCGUGCGGAGGGCGGCGGUGGCCUAGAGGCGGAAACGAGGAACUGGGAGCCGGUCAGGCGCGAUGGAGGAGUCGGAGCGGCGGCGGAGGCACCGGAAGCGCAGCCCGCGGGGAAGCCCCCGGGAGGCCGGCAGGUCUCAAUCGAGGAAGAGGCGCCGGUCCUCGGGCAAGAGGAGCAGGUCGCCGCUGCCCCGGGAAAAGCGGAGCCGGAGCCCGCGACACGCCGGCGUCAGGAUGAAGCAGGAGCCAGAGGAUCAUUCUCAGAGGGGACAUGAGGAGCGGCAGAAUCAAGACCGCUCAGAGCUUGACCGUAGGCGACGAAAAAGCAAUAGAGAGAGGCACCGGGGCCAUUCAGCCCGAAGGAAGCUCGCUAAAGAGCAGGCUGAGAGCCACGGAAGGGAACAGGACGCCCACCAUCUCCUGGAUCAAGAGGCGGAGAGGGAAUUCUAUAACCAGAGGCGGCGGCAACAUCAUCAACAAAUGGAAGGGAGUGGGGAUGAGGAAAAUAGUGAGGGAAGAGGGCCCAGCAACAAGAAUACGGACAAGGAGGCUAGCAAGAAGGAAAAACCAAGCUUUGAACUAUCUGGUGCCCUUUUGGAGGAUUCCAAUACUUUCCGUGGCGUUGUAAUCAAAUAUUCUGAACCCCCAGAAGCACGCAUUCCAAAAAAGCGAUGGCGUUUAUAUCCCUUCAAGAACGAUGAGGUUCUUCCUGUUAUGUAUAUUCACCGGCAGAGUGCUUAUCUCUUGGGAAGGCACCGACGCAUUGCUGACAUUCCUAUUGACCAUCCCUCAUGCUCUAAACAACAUGCUGUUUUUCAGUACCGGCUUGUACAGUACACCCGUCCUGAUGGCACAGCGGGCCGGAAGGUGAAACCAUACAUCAUUGAUCUCGGCUCAGGCAAUGGCACCUUCCUGAAUAACCAGCGCAUCGAACCUCAGCGCUACUAUGAACUGAGAGAGAAGGAUGUGCUGAAAUUCGGCUUCAGCAGCAGGGAAUACGUCCUCCUCCACGAGUCCUCCGAUGCCACAGGGGAUGACCAGAAGACAGAAGAGGAGGAGGAGGAGGAAGAAUCCACCUGUCGCGCUGACAGCGAGUGAACCUGGACCCCCCCCCCCUGGGGUCCACCCGGUGGACAUUGGAGCCUCCAAGCUCUGGGUGCCCUCCCUGCCUUAACACCUGGAGGUUCCUCGGGUGGAGGUGGCUGGGCCAGGAAGCCCCCUUUUUUUGCCUUGGGGUGGCGUUUUUUAAAGUUCGAUGCUUGCGCAGCAUCCGAGGCGUUUUUUCCAGUGCACGUUCCAUGAGGAAGCCGCUCUCGAGGGGUCGGCCGUCCUGAACACGCAGGGCGGCCCUUUACAGCCCACCAGCCCUUCCGCUCGUUUCUUCCUUUUUUAUUCCUUGUGCAGUUUGUUUAAAAAUAGAUGCUUCUUGGUUAAGAGAACAGCGAG